AUGUCGACUUCGGACCACCCCGAGUCCGACGGCCAAACGGAACGCGCCAACGUUGCGUCCUCGAAGAUAUCCUUCGGAGCUACUCCGUUUUUACCGGUUCAUCGUGGGCUGUUACGUUACAGCAUGCGGUUUUCGCUUACAACGCCUCGGUACAAGCGUUCACUGGCUUUUCCCCCCAUUAUGCAGUCCAUCUCCAACACCCCCACCUCCCUCCGAUGCUCGACGGUUCGGUCUCAAGUGGGGGUGGAAUCACUGCGCGGCUCUUUUCUGCUGGUGUACACUCCAACACCCCUAGCUGCACUCUCCAAACCAUCCAGAGCUUCCUCUCCCGUCGAGUCUCGGUCAUGCAACAUAUCCAUGACAGCAUCGCUGCCGCUCAGCAGCGCACAUGGCCGCUCUAACCUCGCGUCGUUCGCCGUUGGCGAACAAGUCUCCUCGACAAGUCCGGUUGGAAUGUCCUCCAACGUCGAGCUUGGAACGCACGGUCCCUUUACGGUCCACCGCGUGGUCAGUCCAACCAACUACAAGCUCGAUCUGCCCAACUCAUGGCAGAUCCAUCCAACAUUUUAUCUGGGAAAACUCAAACGUUAUUUACCCUCAUUAUCUACAUCUACGACCGAUGAAGUGACGGCAAACGAUCCUCUGGAUCCCGCGGCGGCUCUUUCUCUUCCGCCGCCAUUGCCUUCUCCUCCUCCCCUGGCGCCCCAGGCGUUGUCGUCCGCGACAUCUGCCCCAGCUCUUGAUGCGGUACCGCCCCUGCCCGCGCUCCCGCCCGAUAAUCCGCGGCUGCUUGCCACUACAAUCGCGCUGCCACCUGCGCAGCCGUUGUCCGCACCUGCGCAUCUUCGCGUGCCCACGUCGAGGAACUCGUCGUCGGCGAAGCCCACACGCUCGACCAGGCUCGCCGGGAGCACCGAAAACCCGCAGGACGUCAACCGCGCCCCUUGCACUUGCGCCGCGGUCGCCAUCGCCGCUUGCCCCCGUGGAGGUGACCGUUCCGACACCGCGAUCGUAGGAUCACGAUGGACAGCGACGGGUCGGCAGUUCGCUGUGCGAGUCGGGUCAACUACAACUUGGCAUUUAGAUGAUUACAUCAAGCAACACUUACCUCAGGUUCGCGCCGCAUAUUUACGCGGGCGGCAAUCCGCGCGACAGACCGAGCGUCCAAACGCCCAUGCUUCUGUCGCCGCAGCCCGGCGAAAUUAG
Aphanomyces astaci is the source of this 1206-nucleotide messenger RNA. RefSeq lists its product as hypothetical. Lineage: Eukaryota; Oomycota; Saprolegniomycetes; Saprolegniales; Verrucalvaceae. Bases 1 to 1206 code for a protein of 401 amino acids. The record is from RefSeq and is a predicted model, not a curated record. The transcript is spliced from 2 exons.